AUGCGGUGCGUGAAAGUGGCCAUAUUUGCGGUCGUCUGCCUGAUACUAUGUUGCCGAGUGCAAGGUGGGAAGGGAGCCCAUAUACUUGCCUGGGAUACAGCACGCCUCUCGCCUAUGACUACAGCGAUUUUACAUUUCAAUGCGGAAUUUUUCAGUAAAAAUACUGAUAUGCUGUCGGUUACAGUGCGAACAAGCGAUGUUGGAAUUUCGCAUUAUUUUAGCGAUUUAUUGACGUCGGUGCUGGCCUCGACAUCGGAGUUGGCGGUGGAAAUACAAGUGAUUGGGGAUAGAGGAAAGCCCCAGAAUUUCGAUUUCUACAAUGUACUAAUGAUCGAUUCCUAUAAAGCAUUGCUCCUCCUCGACCCCGGUUGGCACACACAGAAGAAUGAUUUCAGUGAAUAUUAUUUGAUCGUAUUGCAACCGAUUUCCAGUCGUUCGUAUUUACUAACGGAAUUGAAACAGAUUUUCGACUACUUCUGGCGUUAUUAUAUUAUAAAUGUUGGUGUGCUCGUGGAAGUGAAUUCCACCAAUAUUGAGCUCUAUACCUAUUUUCCAUUUUCACGUCAUCAUUGCAAAAGCGUUUUGCUGCAACAAUUAAAUCGUGACGAAUCGAUCGUCCAAUUAAGAUCUUCGGCACUGUUUCCUGAGAAAGCAGAAAACUUUUAUGGAUGCAAGUUGAUGGCGGUUUUGUGGGAUGUGCCCCCUUAUGUAGUGUUGCCUAAGGAUGGUGAUGCUGAGCUACAAUUUGGCGGCAUGGAGGGGAAAAUCUUGCACAUUUUGGCUGCUCAUUUAAACUUCUCUUUGGAUUACAUUGUACCGCCACAUAAUGAGCAGCGUGGAUUCGUGCUGGAAAACGGGACGCUGACGGGUGCUAUUAAAAUUUUGACUGAGAAGUCAGGCGACAUCAGUUUGGGCAGUUUUCGCCGCACGCUGGAUCGAUCACUUGUACUCAGCCAAUCGAUCAGCUUUCACCAGACCACACAAGUGCUGACUGUGCUCUCGAAGCACGAGCAUUGGCCUUCACAUCUAAUACUCACGUAUCCAUUCGACGUCUACGUUUGGUGCUCUUUAAUUCUCUUCUAUUUGCUGCCAAUAUUCUUGGCUUGCAUACUCGCUCGAUUACGCAUACAAGCCCUGCAUUUUGUGUACGGCUUUUCAAGUGUUAGACGUAUGGUUUUGGUUUGGACGAGUGCACUUCUACAACAAGUAGCAAUGCCUAUACCGUCUUUCAAUUUUGCGCGUUACAUAUUCGUUAUGUGGCUAAUGCUUACACUCAUUUUACGCUCAUCCUACGAGGCCCUGCUAUACGAUUUUUUCAAUACUCAAAAGACCAUUGCCCCACCGUCGACGCUGGAACAAAUGGUGGCACGCGGUUACAAGUUGGUGGUGACUCAGUCCACGGCACAAACUUUGUCCGAAGUCAAGGCUGUACGAAAUCAUGAAAUCGAGUUGUUGGUGCUUGAUUUAGAUGACACGGGUGUUUUUGAUGUACUGGAAGAAAAUCCGCAGCAAAAUUUAGCAACAGCCACACCAAAAGAUUUUGUGAACUAUUACAUAACUAAGAACGAGAAAUUUGGUCGUUUUCAUGUUUUGGCUGAUGACGUCUUCGUGCAGGCCAUUUCCAUUCAUUACACGAAACAUUCGUUUCUGUUGAGUUCGGUGAAUGGUGUAUUAAAUAAAUUGCGCGAUAGUGGAAUUAUCGAAUAUUGCCAUGCAAUGUUUGUGGAGCGCAAAGGCUUUCAGGAUGGUCCGGGCUAUGUUGAGAUUGCGGAAAAUCUCUCCGCUGCUAUUGUGGAAAUUGUUUGGACGAGCUUCAUAAAAUAUCGUCAUCGCCAUACAUUCAAUUUGUAUGCCUUUGCGCAGCGUCCAGAGCGACAAUUGCUUUUCGGCGACAUAAUGGAGAAGGUACUGAGCGCGCUUGGCAAAGAUACCACCGUACGUAUUGGCAUGGGUGAGCCGGUACCUGGUGAUGAUGAACGCCACUAUAAUGUGUUGCUUGUGGAUUCAGCUGCAUCGCUGAAUUCUACAUACGCCGAAUUUGCCAAGUAUCACUUACACGCCAAUGGCUACUUUCUUAUCGUCUUGCACACCUUCGACUCGGCUCACUAUUACGAUGUACUCUUCGAGAUAUUUGAACUCAAUUGGUAUCUGGGCAUAAUAGAUGCCAAUGUAUUGGUGUAUGCGCUCUCGAAUUUGUCAUUACUCUACAACAUUCAUCCCUUCAAUCGGUUUCAUUGCAAAGGUUUGGCGCCAACCAUACAGAAUCGCUUCACCAAUUCACGCUGGCGACAUACGAACUUCUUUCCCAAUAAACUGUUGGACUUACAUGGAUGUGCGCUGAUUUGUGCUACCUGGAAGGAAAUGCCUUACCUCAGUUCGGACGCUGGCUUACUAGGAGGUAUUGAAGGAAAGCUCAUCGAAUAUUUGGCCGUAACGAUGAAUUUCUCUUUGGAAUUUCGCUGGCUUGACAAGAAGGAUGCGUCGCGUACUUUGGACAAGGAGGGGAGUGUUUUCAGAGAGCUCUUUUCAAACGGAACCGAUUUCAUAGUUGGCGCAUUCCCCUACAAAUCAACUGCCAAAGGCGAUCCGUACACGCCUACUUUUCCCUAUUUCUUAAGUAGUUUUAACUUCAUUGUCAACUCGAAUUUGGCGCCUUAUUCGCCCUUUAAAAAGUUAUUUCUACCCUUUAAGAGUGACAUUUGGAUCCUCCUAUUAAUCAUCUACAUCGUUGGAUUUUUGCUCAAACGGACUGCCACUUUAUUGGGCAUAGCUACAAGACGCUUCAUAUUUGGCGCCAAAAACAACAGGCCCGCAUUUAAUAUGUUCAGCGUGUGCUUGGGUGUGGCACUGCCUCAACAACAAGUGCCAAGCCGAAAUUUUGCGCGCUACAUCCUAAUGCUUUGGCUCAUAUUGACGAUGCUGUUGUGCAGCUCUUACCAGGCUUUCCUGUUCAAUCUAAUCAAAUCCAACAUUGGACCACCACCGCCAAAUACCAUUGCCGAUUUGUUGCGUCAGAACUAUCAGCUGCUGAUGACCGAGGGUGUACUUGAUACCGUACAUGACUUGCCGGUGAUUUCCUCGCGUGCAAAAAUUUUGAAUAUGACGCGCUUCGAGAGUUUCCAGUUGGUCGGACAACCUCAACAACGUAUUGCUGUAUUGACCCCAUACGAAUAUUUCGAUUAUUUUAAGCGGUACCAUCUUAACAUCACCAAACACAUUCAUGUUGUGGAUGAAAGGGUAUUCACGCAACAGCUGAGCUUCUAUAUGGCGAGCAACUCAAUGCUUUUAAAUCGCUUCAAUCACAUCAUACUUCAGUACACUAAUGUGGGUUUGUGGGAGAAAUGGAGUAGAAUGUUGCUUGAUAUGCGAACGCCUUCGAGCAGCGAAUUCGAAGAACGAGUAACGGUGGUCACUUUGCAACAGUUGUAUGGGGCCUGGUAUGUGUGGUUAAUCGGAAAUGCGCUGGGUGUUUUCGUCCUACUCAUUGAAAUGGUUUGUAAAUGGUGGCAAAAUAGAGAAAUCAACAGAAUGUAA
Messenger RNA from Anastrepha obliqua, 3534 nucleotides. RefSeq lists its product as uncharacterized. The transcript is spliced from 6 exons. Lineage: Eukaryota; Metazoa; Arthropoda; Insecta; Diptera; Tephritidae. The record is from RefSeq and is a predicted model, not a curated record. The coding region runs from base 1 to 3534 and encodes 1177 amino acids.